This is a messenger RNA of Paralichthys olivaceus (Japanese flounder), 1888 nucleotides long. The record is from RefSeq and is a predicted model, not a curated record. NCBI's taxonomy places the organism in Eukaryota, Metazoa, Chordata, Actinopteri, Pleuronectiformes, Paralichthyidae.
GGUCAGGUGAGACAGGUGAGGUCAGGUGGAACAGGUGAGACAGCUGUCUGGCAUUGUCUCUGCAGGGAGGAGGAGCCUCUGUUCAAAGCGAUCCGUGUUGGAGAUGUCAGCGGUGUGAAAAACAUGGUGAUGUGUCCUGGAACAAACCUGAUGCUGCCGAGUAAACCAGGCUGGCUCGCCAUUCAUCAGGCAGUGUGGUACGGCCAAGACGCCUGUCUGAGGGUCCUGCUGUCAGCUCAGCCAGGGACCAUCAACAAGCGAACUGAACAGGGUGAGUCAGCGCUGCUGCUCGCCGUCAGCAGACAGGAAGUAACAUGUGUUCAGGUGCUGCUGGAGAACGGAGCCGACACUGACAUCACAAACUAUGACAAAGAGACUCCCCUCUACAAAGCCUGUGAGCGGAACAGUGCGGUGAUGGUGGCGGCCUUGUUGAAUCACGGUGUUGCAGUGAACACUCGUUGUAUUCAGGGUUGUACUGCACUUCAGGAAGCUGUUGCUCAAAACAACGUGGAGAUCUGUGAAAUGUUGCUAAAGGCCGGAGCCAAACACAACCUCAGCAACAUGUACGGCAUCUCACCGCUGUUUACUGCGGCUCAGACGGGGCAGGUUGCCACCCUGCGCUUCCUCCUGAAACAUGGUGCAGAUAUCAACAGUCAGGCUGCUGAUGGAGCCACUGCUCUCUACGAAGCUGCUAAAAAUGUACAUGAGGAAAUUGUGAGGCUCCUCCUCUCACAAAAUGCAGAUGCCAACAAACCUGGGAAGACCGGAUUAUUACCACUUCACAUCGCUGCUCAGAGAGGAAGUGACACUAUCGUGUCCAUGUUGAUCCCAGCCACCAGUAAGGCCAGAGUCUGGCGGGCCGGCAUCAGCCCGCUCCAUGUGGCAGCUGAGCGCAACCGUGACGAUGUGCUGGAGGUUCUGAUUGAAGCAGGCUUUGAUGUUAAUGCUCAGUUGUCUGAGGAACGAUCAAAGCUGUACGAGGACCGCCGCAGUACGGCGCUCUACUUCUCUGUCAUAAACAACAACAUUGACGCAGUGAGAAUGCUGCUGGCAGCUGGUGCCAACCCAAACCUGGACAUGUUCAAGCCGCUGAUGGUGGCGGCGAGGCAGAGCUGCAUUCAGACCACAGUCCUGCUCGUGAAGCACGGAGCUGACGUCAACGCCUGCAUCCCCACUCACCCCACCACCUUCCCCGCUGUUUACAUGUUCUCCAUGAAGUACCUGCCCAUGUUCAAGUACCUGCUGGACCAGGGAGGCCACGCCCGCUCCUGCUUUGACUGUUGCUAUGGCAGCAAACCUCAUCCACCAAUCAAAACCACCCGAUCAGAGAGGGACAACCCCUAUUUCCUGGAAGAGACACAACUGAUGAGAGGCGUUCAGUUCUGUGAGAUGAUCUCAGCCCCCAGCAUCUGUCGGUGGGCGGGGCCAAUCAUUGACGUGCUACUGGACUACGUUGGUCAUGUGUCUCUCUGCUCCAGACUAAUGGAACACCUGGACAGUUACAGCGAGUGGAGCAUCAUCAAAGAAAAAGCAACUUCACCGCGGUCGCUGAUGCAGCUCUGCAGGCUGCAGAUCCUGCAGCUGGUUGUACGUCGACAUGUGAAGAAGUUACCGUUGCCUGGAGGUCUGAUCCGGUUCCUGCAACAUGGAGAAGGAUCCUUCGAAUGACUGAGGUGUUGCUCAUACUGACUGAACCCAGUUUACUCAGUUAACUAAGUUAAGCCCAGUUUACUCAGUUAACUAAGUUAAGCCCAGUUUACUCAGUUAACUAAGUUAAGCCCAGUUUACUCAGUUACAAGAUUAAGUUUGUUGUUUGUUAAAGGCUAAAAGAUCAAAAAUGAGAAAUAUAGAAAUUUAGUUGUUGUAGUUUAGCUGCAUCAGCUCAGCA